This is a messenger RNA of Pelmatolapia mariae (spotted tilapia), 1432 nucleotides long. It is a transcript of the gene gstt2, whose product is annotated as glutathione S-transferase theta 2. Gene Ontology annotation, cellular component: cytoplasm. Gene Ontology annotation, biological process: glutathione metabolic process. Lineage: Eukaryota; Metazoa; Chordata; Actinopteri; Cichliformes; Cichlidae. The transcript is spliced from 6 exons. The record is from RefSeq and is a predicted model, not a curated record. Gene Ontology annotation, molecular function: glutathione transferase activity. Bases 235 to 1125 code for a protein of 296 amino acids.
CCCGGGCUGAUUCCUGUCUGUCUGUGGAGCUUUGCUGUCGCCUUUCUGUCGUCGCUCUGGCCUUUCUGCAGCAGUGACACCAUCAUCCGUCUGGAAACACGACACCUCCCUUCGGAGCGGAGACAACAGGACUGAGCUGGGACUGUUUGGGAAGCAGAUCGGAGAUGUCAACACUCCGGAGCGAGCCCUCCUCAUCGGCCCACCCGUGCCGUGGAAGCAGCUGUCAGAGUGGAGAUGAUCCAGGAGGUGUUAACGAGGCGCUGCAGUGUCCUCCCAGGAAGCUGUAACCUUUGCUGCGUGCAGUUGUCGGUGCGGGUGCAGGGGGCGCUGUGGAGCAGCUGUCAGGCUGCAGAGCCUCAGAGGAAGACGAACUGCUGCCAGCUCACGCUUUUUUGUGCUUUUUUAGCCGGUUUAACGGAUAAAAACGCCUCGGUCACCAUGGCAACAGGCCGGCUGGUGGAGGUGUACCUGGACCUUCUAUCGCAGCCCUGCCGGGCGGUGCACAUCCUGCUCGCCUGCACCAAAAUCCCGCACAGAGUGCGCACCGUGGCGCUGCGGAAAGGAGAACAUCGGACUCCGGACUUCACCAAGCUGAACCCCAUGCAGAAGGUUCCUGUCAUGGUGGACGGCGGCUUUGUCCUCACAGAGAGCGACGCCAUCAUGAAGUACCUCGCCACCAAGUACGAUGUCCCAGAGCACUGGUAUCCACGGCAACCAGAGAGACGAGCCCGAGUGGACGAGUACACAGCGUGGCAUCACACCAACACACGACCGCACGCUGCUAAAGUCUUCAUCCUGGAGAUGCUGCUCCCGGCUCAGUCUGGCUCUCCGGUGGAUGAGGCCCGUUUGAAUCGCGCUCUCUCCGACCUCGAUGACACGCUGGAUAAACUGGAGUCCAUGUUUCUUCGCCGCCAGCCUUUCCUCUGCGGUGAUGACAUCACUGUGGCCGAUCUGCUCGCGGUGUGCGAGCUCACGCAGCCUCUGGCCGGGGGCAGAGACGUCCUGAAGGAGCGUCCUCAGCUGCAGCGGUGGAGGAGUCAAGUCCAGUCGGCCGUCGGUGAGGCGUUCGACCAAGCUCACAGCGUCCUGUAUGCCCUCAGAGACCACCGCCGAGCCCGGCUGUGACAUCUGCACGAGGGGGAGGAGUCAGCCGAGGGUGUGAGGAGGAUGAAGGAGCGGCUCGAUUUCACUUUGAUUUCUCUGCUUGAAAAGCCUCAGAGGCCUUCGAGCCAUCACAGAGUUCCUGGACUCUGAUCGAUGAAAGUAUCAAUGAAUCUAUCGAUGAAUCGAUGUUGGAGUUCAAUGUUUGAAUCAGCUGAAGCACUAUAACAGGAAAUGAGCUUUGAAAUGAAAAUAAAAAAAGCUGCUUGUACUUUGGCCCCUUAGUGUCUGUGGCUGAGCGCCCCCCGCAGGCUGGAGGAGGAGCUGCAGA